CUGCACACAGCAGGGGGUUGGAACUGGAUAAGCACUGUGGGCCUUUUCAAUCCAGACCAUUUUAAUAUUGGGCUGAGUGAGCCCAAUAGGAACCCAAGUGGCAGAUAUAUCACGAGCAGAGCCAGAAACUCUCAUUUAAGUGUCUUAUCUUUCCACGUGGAGAAACCAAACCCCCAGGGGUACAAGAGGCAACGAGCUUGUUAUAAGAACUCCUCUUGUUCAGUCAGAGCAUCGUUACACCCCACAGCAAUUAAUAUCUCCUUGCUGGGUGGUGCUUCCUGCUAACAACUGGGAAGUGAUUGCUUAGAAGCUCCUUUUUCUAUGAGAAGAAGGUGGUGCUCACCUGCUAAAACAACCACAACGCUUUGUUUUCCAUACUAAAGAAGUUAAUCUCCAUUUGCCAGCAGUUCCUUCAAGCCUCUGGAAAAAAAGAGGCUGCUGGGAGGACCCUGAGUCCCAUAUUAUGCAGCUACUGAGGAAACUACAAUUCCCAUAGUGCUUCCACAUACUGGUCCUGCAGUGACAUCAGACGCUCUAUGGGCACAGACUGGUUGUAAAGCAAGAAGACCAAACAUGUAAGCUCACUGUUUCUUUCACUUCUGCAGCAGGGCCUUUGGCAGCGUGAAAUCUCUGCUUGCUAAGGGAGGAUUUCGCUUGUUGCAGAGACACUUAAGGGCGAGCAAUCCGUGCUGCUUCUCUUAGUGCUGUGCAGCCCUGGGAAUAGCUCCGUGCAGGAAUCUCUCAGCUCCAGCGUUGACACUUGGUCUCUAUGGACCCAUUCCACGCUCGCAGCAUGAAAACAGCUGCAGUUGUGCUGCAUUCAUCCCUCCGCUUCGGGUUAGUGAGCAGAGCGGGGCUGCCCUACAGCCGCACGCAUCGGGGGUGGGAGCUGCGCAGCCUUGGCUCGGUUUUUCCCCCCUUCUGUGUGUGUUCAUUGUUCGGGAGAGGCGGUUCGUGUCCGUAAGGAAACUGCAAAACGAUCCAGCCAAACGAUUUUUGCAGCGUGGUGUUUGCUCAGGUUGCUAUGAUGCUGCAGUUUGAAGUGCGGUUGUUUGUCGAUCCGGCAGCGCUCAGCCUUACAGGAGGUUGAGUGUGAUUAAUACCUGAGAAUCCACACACAGACAUCUCUUAAUGUAGACCUGCUUUCUAGUGAGGGUCGUGUUGUGAGCCUCGCAAAGUGGUUGGGAAACUCGAGGCUUCUUGCUGUUGUACUCGAAGACACUGGAAAAACUUGGAGAAACUGACAAACAGGUUAAAUCUGCCCUUAAGUAUCUGAAUUUCUGCUUGGAUGGCAAUGCUUCAUACAUCACAGAAGAGAUCUUGGGUGCUGCUAAGGAGGACAUGGUCAAACCAGCUACCACACGUAGUCAUUACAAGUCACAGGUAAAUAGCAAGAAACAAAGAAUGGACACUCAGUUAAUUUCCCCAUUAUUUGGAGCAAUUACCAGCCCUUCACCUCCUUUAGAAUCUUCCUGUCUGCGCAGUGACUGCUCAGCACAUGGGGAAGUUGUUGGCACCAAAACUCCUUUCCAAGACUGCACUGAAACACGGGCACAGAUCAAUCUUUCUUAUUCAGGCAAUGGCCCUGAUAUGGUUGGGCUGGUGUCGAGCAUCUUAGAGGAGCCAAACAAGGUAGAACCAGCUACAGAUUGGAAUUCACUCUCGAGAUUGUUUCCACCAACGUGGGCUUCUGAUUUAGGAAACAAUGGUGAAUUCUCAGGGCUUUCAUUUGAGCACACUGUAGGCAAUGAGGAUUUGAUGUGCGUGCAGAGCUGCUAUCAAGAGCAGCUGCUCCAGUCACACAACAUGGAGGUGUUGCACAGAGGUGUGGAAGAUCUUUAUCUGAUCAAGUCUUGGCUUUCUCCGUCUGACCCCUGCACUAAUCCUGCUAAUGCUCUGAAAAAUGGUUAUCCUGAAAAUUCCUCUUUGGAAAACAAUAAUUCCAUUCUCCAAGUAGGGUGUGCGUUUCAAGGUGCAGAUUGUGAUCAGCAUUGGAGCAGUUACGAGCAGCUGAGCUUAAAUGAAGACUCUGAAAAAACUGGUCCCAGCUUUAGCACUUCUUCUCAGAACAGAAUUAAAGAUGGCACUAUUGUUCAGAAAGGGUGCUGGAGAACUGAGAGAGCAAGGGGCAGCAUGAUGAAAAAUGGUGUGUAUGAACAAACCAAACAUUCUCCUGGUCUUUCUAAUCAGUCUGUUGGUGACUCUUGGGAUGAGGUGUCCCAGAACAGCCAUUUCUUUUCUAAAAGUUAUGAAAACUUGACAGCUGCUCAGAAAUCCCAGUCAUCUGCUCGUCCAUCGCUGUCUUUUUUCAGUCAACCAACAGAGGAAAGUUGUUCUGGAGUGACAAAUGGGAAACCACAGGAAACCCAUGUGCAAAAUGAUCAUCGAAGCUUUACUUUAGGGGAUGUUUUUAAUAAUAAUAACCAUAAUGAAUGUAAGAACCAUGUUAGUCCUGAAGAGUGCUCUCAUAGAACGUCUGAGUUUGAUUUGUCAGUAAAAAAUAUACAAAAUGGGAAUUACUUGUUGUACCGUGGGCACAUGAGGCUGGAUGGGAAAUCUGCAAGUCCAACAGUUGCAUCAGAUGUUGUGUUUGGAAAGGAAGUGGUUAUGAGCACGCAGUCAUCACCUGGAGCUGCAACCACAUCUGGGGGCUCUUCCCCCCAUCAUCCUAUGACACAUUCCUCUUAUUACUCACAGACCUCCCCAGUCCUUCCAUUGGGAAAAGACAGAAGGUUACAAAUAUCGAGUAAUACUUCUAACAAUUUGAGAGUUUCUCAUUUCAUCUCAGACAUCCGGAAGCAAAUGAACCCCUUUGGCCACUCACAGUGUGAUUCUUUGACUAGUAAGGAGUGGCAGCAAUGUAAGUUGCCUGUUAAUUUUCCAUCCAGCUGGUUAACACAGCACAGUGCUUUAAGCAAAGACCCUGGAAUGUGCCACAGGUUUCAAAAUAGGCAAACCCAGGAAAACAGCAAUAAAGAUGUUAGAAGGAGCAGAAGGAACUGGAUUCCUCACUUUGAAUAUGCAACCCCAAACUGCCAGCAGUUCAACAUGCUCCAAAAGAGCCAUGAACAGAAUGGCAGCAUCGUGUCAGAUUUUAUCAAUCCUUCUUUUCUUCCUUCCUUCCCAUUCAUGUCGGAUUUUAAGCAAACUCCCAGCUUUUCUCCAUUUAAUCACUAUCUGUUUUCACUGGCAAAGAACUUCAGUUUUCCUCCUUCACCUUUUCCAUUCUCAGAACUCAUUGAUCUUCUUCAUUAUGAUGAUUUUAACCACUUGAAUCCCUUCAUCACUGAUCUGUUUUGUGGGGAUAUAACUGCCCCAUACAUUACAUUUCCAAUGCCAUUUAACAAGUGCAGACCUCCCAGGAGCCGCAGUGGACCUGCUAAUGAGCUUCACACCCAACUGGAGGAGUGUUACGAGCAGUGGAGAGCUUUGGAGAAAGAGAGGAAAAAGACUGAGGCUGACCUUGCAAGGAGCUUUCAAGGAAGGUGCCUUUCUAGCUCCAAUACGGCUCCUGUGUCUCAGCUCCCUGCCAACCCAUCUCGAGUGGAUCGUCUGAUUGCAGACCAGCUCCGAGAACAGGCCAGGAUGCUCACCUUACUAGGGAGAAUGGAAAUGCUUUUUGGUGUCCCUGCGCACAGUAAUGUAUCUGCUGCCUUGAAACACCACAUGGAAGCCAUCCACGUAACGCAGGCACGGCGUAAGGAUGAGAUUGUUAACGCUGUUAACCCACAGAGACAAGGAGUGCUGCGCUAUAGCAAUGAGAAAGAUGUUCUGGCUCUGGCAGCUGCCAUCAGAGAACUGGCUGCUUCCACACGCAGGGCUCGCACUGCAUUAUGGUGUGCAUUACAGAUGGCUUUACCAAAACCCUCCCCGAGCAACCUGGUAAAGCGUGAAGCUGAAGGGACAUCACAAGAGCUUUGUACGGCAGACACAAGCACACGAGGAUCUGACAGCAUGGAGUAUGACAGCACAAGAAGCAGAGAAGAAAAACCCAAGGAACCCAUGAGGAUAUUGGAAUAACAGCUAAUAGUAAUAAUAAUAAAGGGAGGCAGAAGGCCGAGGAUAUGGGGAGAAGGGUGAAGUGGCCUGUGUUGUACUGACAGUGUUUUCCAUAGGCUAUCAGAAACCCAUGAGGUUACAAGAAUUGAUCAGUGCUACAGUUCUGUUACUGUGAUUCUGGUGUUGAGAGACACAUCCCUUACCAGUGUUAAUGCAAUGGGAAUAUUGCUGGUAUUACAAUGUCUGCUACGUUAGAAUUUCAGGAAGAGGAACUAAACAAUAGCUGAGCAUUUAUUUCCUUGUCUGCUUAUCCAAAGCUACAUAUCAGCUGUGAUUCAAGCCAUGACCUGAGUAACCAGUGUGGUAGAACUUAAUUCUCCUUUCUGUGUUAAUGAUAUAGCCUAAAAGAGAGGGACAGAGUCAUUUGAAAGGCAUUUCAUUCAGGUGCUGAUUUGUUUUGCACCAUUAAGUAGUUCUUUUCAGUGCCAAAGUGAUCAGAAAGCAGGUAGCACCCUGUCAUGGAGCUAUCCGUGCUCCUGUGUUGUUUUUCAAUUGAGGAACUUGGAUUAUUGCUAUGUUUGAGAAUAAGCAGCAUUUAAUGGUGGUUUUGUGAGAUGCUUCAGCAUUUUGCUGCCAGUUUCUAGCUAAACCAACGUAAAAUGAGAUUUCCUAUGUCUCAUCCCAAGUAACAGCACUUAUUAUAUCUUAAAUACAAAGAUUUUGGGGGCUUGCAGUGAGCUCUGCAUUGAGAUGCAUGUUAACAGGAGACUGCAAGAAAGUGUGACUCGGGAUUAGAAUUGAGAUUGAUUUCUCACUGGUUUAUAAACCAAUAACUAUACAGCAUAGUGUGCACUGCACUGCAAAAUGCUCUGUGUUAACCGUGUGUGUUUGUGGUACUACAGAUCUAUGGGAGCAUUCCAUAUUUAUUUUAAUGCGUUUAUUGAGCGUUUAUUUAAAAUUCUAUUUUAGUAAUGUAAAGCUGGAUCUUUUGCCAAACCUUCUGAAUAAUCAGAUUGAACGAUUUACUCAGGAAAUAUGUCUACUCUUAUAGAAAUAUACACAUAUACAUGGGGAUUUCUUGAGGAGACGGGUGUUUGCAAGGUAUUUACACAAAGCUACAUAUAGACUAGGUUACCAAAGCUAUUGAACUGGUUUGUUCUCUGUGUGGAAGACACAUAUUGCACUGCUGUUACCUCGUGUCCAUUCUGUGGCUUAGACAAUCAGGAUUGCUGUGUUUGUGUGAGUGUUCAGGGGGAGAAUUAGAACAGAAUAAGUAAUUCUAGGUUUCUUCUUAUGGCACAUAAAUAUUUUCAUGCUUUAACAGCUGUCUUAAUGCAACAUCAUCGCUUACAUGUGACUACUAACCAGCCGUGGCUCUUAGCUAUUGCUACAGUAAUGAAUGGCUUUGGAGAGCAGUCUUUGCUUGAAAAGUGAAUUAAGCAUAAGGAAAGUUAUUGAGAGGUACAAAUGAAGAUGUAUCUGUGUUCCAUAGCGUUCAUGGUUACCUGUAUGUCAAUGGUUUAUGGGCUGGCUUGGCCCACAUCUGGAGAAGUGGAGUCUGCAGUAUUUCCAUCCGUGGCUAAUUCUUAAUUGUGAUUACUGCAUUGACAGGAAGGCAGUGCUGGGAAGCCUUGAUCUGCCUUUUUGCUCACAGAACAACUGCAGAACUGCAUGUUGUAUCAGUGUGUGUAUAGAGCGUGGUCCAUCUUAUUGUACUGCUGUGUAUUAAUCAUUACUCUCAAGGGACGUGUUCUCCGCUGAUUCACAAUGUAGUUAACGUGCCUUCAGCAGCCUGUAUCUGAGCACAGUAAAUAACAGUACGCUCACCUCUAUUUUCCACUGCUGUUUAAUUAACUGUUUACAAAGAGUCACAGUGUGGCUGCAUUGGACUGCAGCUAACAGCUGGGGUAGGCUGGUCGUGCUGUGCACCAUCACAGUGCAUGGGUAUAUACAUGUUGCACUGAAUUGUUGCUGUGGAUAAGAACGAUGCUCCUGGCGUUAGGUACUGAUCAAACUCACGUUUGCUGACUUCAAUGAGGGUGAAGAUUUGGGCUAUUAGCUCAUGCUUAACCCAGAGAGGUCUCUUCAUUUCAGUGUCUGAAUUUGUUUCUUAUUUAUAUUGUUUUCUUCCCGUUUGUGAAGCUUUGUUUCCCCAGACAGCUGUACUGAGAUUGAAUUGAUUUCUUUUCUUGGGCCAACAUUUGCAGUUUACCUUUGCAGUGAGCUGUAGCAGUGAUGCGGAUCUGCUUCCAUGUAACAAAACAAGAUGCUUCAAAGUCCCCUCUCCAGUCCAAGUUAUUGCUAAGUUUGGUGUUUUUUUAAUGCAGAGUGGAUCUGUCAUGUUUUAAAAUCCCAAAUCGAGAGUCCAGUGCAAGAUAGAAUUUAAGGAUCAGUUAUUUCUGUGCACUGCAAAUGCAUUCGGACUCUUGUGAUUUGAUCUUGCUGUUUCUCUGAAGAAGGGCCUGCAUCAGAGCUAGGGUUUUGUUGCCGUCAUGUUUGGACUGCUAGAGAGGUUAUGCAACCAACAAACCUUAAGCCUGUAUAUGUUAUUUAAAGCUUAUUUUCUUACUUAUUCUGAGAGCUGCCUUUGUUUUAUUCUGUUCAGGAGUGAUGAUGUUAAUGCUGCACGUUGGAGCAACCCUAAGCAGUGGCACAUUGAGGAUCUUGCUCUUAGUAUCGUUACUGCUCUGAUGGAGUAUUUAAGCGAUAUAAAAUAGAAGGUCAUUAUUUUUCUUCAUUAGCAAUACUGUAAUCAGAGGUGCAAAAAAAAAUGCGUGUUGUCUGCUUUUAGAGACCAGAUAUAGACAGGGUUAGGAGCAACAUGGAGAAAUGGGGGGAAGUGGAGCUAUAAACCUCUCUGCUUGUUUUCCUUUCUAAUACUCAUUUGGCAAUGAUUCGCAUGCAGGCUCUCAGAAGAGGGUAAGGAAGGAUGCAGUCAACUUGCAAUCAUUGCCAGCUGGAAGUUACUUCACCCUUUUUUACUUGUAUGAAAUACAACCAGCUGAACACCCAUUUAUGCACAGUGAUAACCUAACCAUCAUUUUUUCACACAAUUAGGCUGCUUCCAUUAUAUGUGGGAAGAGUUUCCUUUUAUUUUAUGACACGGGCAAAGAUUAACGUUGUCUGUAUUUUAAUGUACUAUGUGGUGUCUGAAGCAUCUUCUACCUGUUUGCUGUUCAAACUCAUGUAUUUAAUAGCAAGUUUGACACUGCUGGUGUCACACUGCAGGAGGUGGGCUUAGAGCUGAUCUGUUCAGUAGAUCCAACAGCAAUAUCUGCAAGUAUGACUUAGCUAAUAUUUAAAUGCUAAUAGAAAUAAUUGCUGGUGAUACAACAACCAAAGUUGAUGAGAAGGCUUGUGUUACGUGUGUGAGUCUCAGGAAGGAGAGUGCUGUACUCAAUAAUGGCCAGUGUAAUUUAUUAGGGUAUUACGUAUGUAGUUUAUUCUAUUUAAAUAACCAGCUGUGUUGUAUGCCUCCUUAAUAAACAGUUAUGGCUUGUCGUUUCAUUUAGUUCAACUUACACUACUCACCAGCUGCUGUUCUUCAAGAGAGUUUAACUUGUUUUGUUGCUCUGCCUUGAAAAGAUGUUGCGUGUUCUGCUUUAACACGGUUUAAAAAGGAAAAAAUAAUUAAAUCUUCACUUUAUAUGG
Molecule: messenger RNA, 7650 nt
Organism: Coturnix japonica (Japanese quail)
Lineage: Eukaryota; Metazoa; Chordata; Aves; Galliformes; Phasianidae
Biological process (GO): meiotic cell cycle; male meiosis I; mRNA stabilization
Cellular component (GO): cytoplasm; nucleus
Source: RefSeq, a predicted model, not a curated record